ACAGCUCUCAGGAACGAUGCCCUUUUGUCACAAUUUACUUAAUAUGUCCUGUGUGAAAAGCAACUGGUCGAAUGACAUCCGUGCUUCCCUGUACAGUUUAAUGGUGUUCAUAAUUCUGACCACACUGGUUGGCAAUCUGAUAGUUAUUAUUUCCAUAGCACACUUCAAGCAACUUCAUACCCCGACUAAUUGGCUCAUUCAUUCCAUGGCCACCGUGGACUUUCUGCUGGGGUGCCUCGUCAUGCCUUAUAGUAUGGUGAGAUCUGUUGAGCACUGUUGGUAUUUUGGAGAAGUCUUCUGUAAAAUUCACACCAGCACUGAUAUUAUGCUUAGCUCAGCAUCCAUUUUCCAUUUGUCCUUCAUCUCCAUUGACCGCUACUAUGCUGUGUGUGAUCCGUUGAGAUACAAAGUCAGGAUCAAUAUCUUGGUUAUUUUUGUGAUGAUCUUCAUUAGUUGGAGUGUCCCUGCUGUUUUUGCGUUUGGAAUGAUCUUCCUGGAACUAAACCUCAAAGGAGUUGAAGAGAUAUAUUACAAACGUGUUCACUGUAUAGGGGGUUGCUCUGUCUUCUUCAGCAAGAUAUCUGGGGUGGUGGCCUUUAUGACUUCAUUCUAUGUACCUGGAUCUAUUAUGUUAUGUAUCUAUUAUAGAAUAUAUUUUAUAGCUAAUGGGCAGGCAAGAUCAAUUAAUGAUAUGAAUCAGAAGCUUCACUUUGGAUUGAAAGAGAAAUAUGGAAUUUCACAAAGCAAAGAAAGGAAAGCUGCAAAGACAUUAGGGAUUGUGAUGGGAGUUUUCCUAACAUGCUGGUGCCCUUUCUUUGUCUGUACAGUCAUGGAUCCUUUCCUGGACUACACUAUUCCACCCACCUUGAAUGAUGCCUUGAUUUGGUCUGGCUAUUUGAACUCUACAUUUAAUCCAAUGGUUUAUGCAUUUUUCUAUCCCUGGUUUAGAAAAGCACUGAAGAUGAUUCUAUUGGGUAAAAUUUUCCAAAAAGAUUCAUCUAUGUGUAAAUUAUUUUUAGAAGCAAAUCCAUAG
Molecule: messenger RNA, 1033 nt
Organism: Propithecus coquereli (Coquerel's sifaka)
Lineage: Eukaryota; Metazoa; Chordata; Mammalia; Primates; Indriidae
Gene: TAAR1
Product: trace amine associated receptor 1
Exons: 1
Coding region: 17-1033 (338 amino acids)
Biological process (GO): G protein-coupled receptor signaling pathway
Cellular component (GO): membrane
Molecular function (GO): trace-amine receptor activity
Source: RefSeq, a predicted model, not a curated record